Molecule: messenger RNA, 1406 nt
Organism: Mercurialis annua (annual mercury)
Lineage: Eukaryota; Viridiplantae; Streptophyta; Magnoliopsida; Malpighiales; Euphorbiaceae
Exons: 3
Coding region: 95-1120 (341 amino acids)
Biological process (GO): regulation of DNA-templated transcription
Cellular component (GO): nucleus
Molecular function (GO): protein binding
Source: RefSeq, a predicted model, not a curated record
UGUUGCCAAGUAAUCAAAAAUCUUGCACUUUUGAUCUCAGCUUUUUAUGUUUGGUUUUUCCUUCACUUUCUCAGCUUGAACAAGAAAGAAAAAUAUGAGUAACAAAAAUUGCUCAAUCAAACCAAGAAAAUCAAAAACACCCGCAAGAAAAUCAAGAUCCAAGACAAGAAAACCUAAAUAUUUAUCUCUAAAACUUCAACUCUCUCCCAAAUCUAAUCAUCCCCAACACAAAAAAACCAAACAAAAGAUCAAAAUCAUGCCACCUCAACCCCAACAAAAACAACUGAUCAAUCUUUUUCCUCUCCACCCAGAAAAUAAUAAUAAUAAUAACAAUCUUGUUCCUCAAGAUCAAGAACAACAUGUUCAUCAUCAUCAUCACGAUCAUGAUCAAGCCGAUCACGUAGCGUUUCUCUUUCAAACAGCUACGGAUGACUCCUCCACGUCUCUGCAUGCAAUUCUUGACUCCGCAACGACCACAUCGGACGAGGGUAGUAUUCCGGUAGUACCGUGGGCUGACCUACACAGAUCAAGAAACGAGAAUGAUGAUCAAGAAGAAGGGCUAUCGCUCGUAAAGACCGCGAUGAAGCGGUGCAAAGAACGGGACGUGAGUGAGGAGAGAUGGGUGAGUUACUGCGAAGUGGUGGAGAAGAAGGAGCAAGAGGAAGUGAGCAGUACUACUGUGAAUUGCUGCCAUGGAGUUGCCGACACAUUGAAGAAGAUGGUGAUGCAGCAGAUUGGUGAUGGUGAUGAGAAGAUGAUAGGGUUGGUAGGGUUAAAGCUUGAUUAUGAAGAGAUUAUGAAUGCUUGGUCUGAUAAGGGCCCACUUUAUAUCAAUGGAGGAGAUGGAGAUCAGUCCCCACAGAUUGUACCUGACUUGCUUCAUGCUUCCACUGGCUUAACGGAUGGAUGGGGAAAUGUAUGGAAAGUGCCAGAAAUGGGGAUUCAAAAGGAGAAAGAAGAAUGGAAAUUAGGGCAAAGAGAGGCAAGUGUUUUGAGAUACAAAGAAAAGAGGCAAAAUAGGCUUUUCUCCAAGAAAAUUCGAUAUCAAGUUCGAAAACUUAAUGCUCAGAAACGCCCUCGCUUCAAGGGACGAUUUGUGAAGAGAAAUGAGGAGGAGUAAUUAGCAUUAUCAAUUAAUAGUUUAGUAUUAAGCAAAGGAGCUCUCAUUUAGUAGACUGUGUUCUACAUUAUACGCAUAGUAGAGUCCCUAAUUAAAUGUUUAAAAGGGAUAUGCAAAUAUGAGUUCACAAAUCAACACAAAUUAAGUCUACAAAAGCUCGUGGCAUGGCACAUUGCCUAUCAAAAUUCAAAAGCCAUGUUUGGGAUAAUAUUUCAGAUCAGACAAGUUUAAUCUUAAUUAAGAUGUACCUGGUGGCACAUAAUUUUUAUGAAUUAUUCUUUAGAAA